This is a messenger RNA of Melopsittacus undulatus (budgerigar), 2508 nucleotides long. RefSeq names its product DnaJ heat shock protein family (Hsp40) member A3 (gene DNAJA3). Gene Ontology annotation, molecular function: protein kinase binding; heat shock protein binding; ATP binding. The coding region runs from base 8 to 1411 and encodes 467 amino acids. The transcript is spliced from 12 exons. The record is from RefSeq and is a predicted model, not a curated record. Gene Ontology annotation, biological process: response to heat; negative regulation of apoptotic process; protein folding. NCBI's taxonomy places the organism in Eukaryota, Metazoa, Chordata, Aves, Psittaciformes, Psittaculidae. Gene Ontology annotation, cellular component: mitochondrion.
GGCCAAGAUGGCGGCCGGUACCUCCGCGCGGUGGCUGGGGGCGGCCGCCGCCGCCGCCGUCGUGAGGAGCCGCGGGCCGCGGGACCCCGGGCGGCUGCCACUCGUCUGGCUCCUGCGGGGGCUCCGCUCCACCCCACGGCCCGCUGCCCGCCGCCUCCUCCUGCCGCUCUGCGCCAAGGGGACGAGCCGCGCCGCCGCCGCCGCCUUCCACAGCAGCGCCGCGACCCGCGCCAAGGAGGAUUAUUACCAAGUGCUGGGGGUGCCCCGCACCGCCACCCAGAAGGAGAUCAAGAAGGCGUACUACCAGCUGGCAAAGAAAUACCACCCUGAUACAAACAAGGAUGACCCGAAAGCUAAAGAGAAGUUUGCUCAGUUGGCAGAAGCCUACGAGGUGUUAAGUGAUGAAGUGAAGCGGAAGCAGUACGAUGCAUAUGGUACAGCCAGUUUUGACCCUGGAGCAACAGGUGCUGGUGCAGGGCGGCAGUACUGGAGCAGCGGUCCCUCCAUCGAUCCCGAGGAGCUCUUCAGGAAAAUCUUUGGGGAGUUUUCGGGAUCCCCUUUUGGCGAUUUUCAGAAUGUCUUUGACCAGCCACAGGAGUAUAUCAUGGAACUGACAUUCACCCAAGCUGCAAAAGGUGUUAACAAGGAGAUUGUGGUGAACAUCAAUGACUCCUGUGAGCGAUGCCAUGGGAAAGGACACGAACCUGGUACCAAAGCUCAGCGCUGUCACUACUGCAAUGGCACUGGCAUGGAAACGAUAAACACUGGCCCUUUUGUAAUGCGAUCUACCUGCCGACGGUGCGGCGGUCGCGGUUCCAUCAUAACCACACCAUGUUUAGUAUGUCGAGGAACGGGGCAAACCAAACAGAAGAAGACAGUGAUGGUCCCUGUGCCAGCUGGCGUUGAGGAUGGGCAGACAGUGCGGAUGCCCGUGGGGAAGAAAGAAAUCUUCAUUACUUUCAGGGUUCAGAAAAGUUCUGUGUUCAGAAGAAACGGAGCAGAUAUCCAUUCAGAUCUCCUCAUUUCAGUAGCGCAGGCUGUGCUGGGAGGUACAGCCAGAUGUCAAGGCUUGUAUGAGACAAUCAAUAUCACAAUACCCCCUGGUAUUCAGCCAGACCAGAGAAUUCGAAUGAGUGGGAAAGGCAUUCCCAAGGUUAACAGUUACGGCUAUGGAGACCACUACAUUCACAUAAAGAUAAAAGUUCCUCAGAGGCUGACAGAUCGCCAGCGAGCCUUAAUGAUGAGCUAUGCCGAGGACGAGGCAGAUGUGGAGGGCACAGUGAAUGGGGUCACAAACACAGCGUCAGGUGGCAGGGCCACGGCUAGCGCUGACGCAGGCGGGGAUAGGCCUGAGGCUGAGGAGAACAAGGAGGGAUUCCUUUCCAAACUUAAGAAAAUGUUUAGCUCCUGACACCCCAUCCGAGGGAAGCGUUCUACUGGAAGCUAAGAGCCAGCAGCAAAUCAUCUUUGCAGUUGGGGAUGAGUCCUUCUGGCAGUGGGCUCUGGAGAGCAAAGGAUGUCAGUGGCAUAGUGAAAAUCCCAGCUGGACAGGUGACACACCACUGAGGCACCAACAGCCAUUGUGAUAGAAAACCCACCCAGCAUCCCAGGACAUGGUAACGAAGGAAAAUACAGCUUUGCCGAAAUGCAGCGCUCUCUCUGAGGUUGCUCCACAGUCCCCACUGCUGCUGGAAGCUUGUCUGGUAAAAAUUAACAUUGAAAUAUUAUUUAGAAUCCAAACCAGUGGAAAUGUGAAAAAAAAUUGUGUCCUUCCUGCAGAGAGCAGAGCAGUUUGCUGUAGGGAGCCCUGGAUGGCUGCUGCUCACUCAGGUGCCCUGCUGAAUGCUCCACUUGUUUGAAGAGCUUAGUGCUACUUCUCCCAGGAGACUGGUGGGUCAGCAAGGUUUAAUCCUGUCUUCAUGACAACCUUCCUUCUUGUCUCACACAGCUCUUGGAGCAGGAUAUCCCUGGGGCUGGUCGGAGCAUUGCUUCCCUAACUCCCUCAGCAGCUGGGGAGGGGGUUUGUUCUGCUGGUUUCCUGAACAAAGAGUGGGGAUGGAAUCUGCCCUUUGUCUCAGGUUCCCUCCUUCAGUAACUAAAGUACUACACAACUGCUGUUGCUUCUGAAAACGUGCGAGUUUGUCACUGAGCCCUUUGCCAGUCUGGGACAAAGUCUUUUAUUACAUUAGCACAACCUCCAUAACAUAAAUGAUUGGUCAAAGAGUCGUUGUUCCUACGUGUGUGAGAAUGCAAGUGAAGUGGAUUGCUCCUUCCAGGUGGUGGAGCUCGUGCAGUGAGUGUUUUCGUGGUUGCUGUAGCUCGCUGUUGUUAGUUACACCCUGCAGCUACCACCAGCCCACAUACUAAUCGACCACUUAAAGACAUGUCAUAGUCUUGCCCAUCUUAAUUUGCUGAAAUAAAGCACGCGUUGCCUCCUGAUGAAACUGUCUGUAAAGUGAUUCUGUAUCCAUGUAAAUAAGAUUGACUUCAUAAAGAUAUUUAACACCU